Messenger RNA from Pyrus x bretschneideri (Chinese white pear), 969 nucleotides. Its product is annotated as 60S ribosomal protein L13-1-like. The record is from RefSeq and is a predicted model, not a curated record. The transcript has 5 exons. Bases 159 to 782 code for a protein of 207 amino acids. Gene Ontology annotation, molecular function: RNA binding; structural constituent of ribosome. Gene Ontology annotation, biological process: translation. Lineage: Eukaryota; Viridiplantae; Streptophyta; Magnoliopsida; Rosales; Rosaceae. Gene Ontology annotation, cellular component: cytosolic large ribosomal subunit; ribosome.
UUGCUAUUGUAAACUGUCGUGAGAAUCGAAGCCUGGCCCAUGACCCGAAAAGACUCAAUGCCGUCUUUAUAAAAUCCAAAAACCCUAGCAUGCCAUCCCUUCCUACUGCCGCGGGAGAGCGAGAAAGAAGAACAUCCGGCGAUUUCAUCAGGUGAGCCAUGGUGAAGCACAACAACGUUAUCCCGAGCUCUCACUUCAGGAAGCAUUGGCAGAACUAUGUCAAGACCUGGUUUAACCAGCCUGCCAGGAAGACCCGCAGAAGAACUGCUCGGCAGAAGAAGGCUGUGAAAAUCUUCCCUCGGCCGACCACCGGCCCACUCCGUCCCAUUGUUCAUGGACAGACGUUGAAGUACAACAUGAAAGUGAGGGCUGGCAGGGGAUUUACUCUGGAAGAGUUGAAGUCGGCUGGCAUUCCAAAGAAGCUCGCACCAACCAUUGGAAUUGCAGUUGACCAUCGCAGGAAGAAUCGUUCCCUUGAGGGACUUCAAGCUAAUGUACAGCGUCUGAAGACAUACAAGGCCAAAUUAGUGGUCUUCCCAAGACGCGCUAAGCAGUUCAAGGCGGGCGAUUCUCCUGCAGAGGAGAUUGCCAAUGCCACCCAACUCCAUGGCCCCUACCUUCCAAUUGCACGUGAGAAGCCGACGGUUGAGCUUGUGAAGGUUACUGACGAGUUGAAGUCAUUCAAGGCAUAUGACAAACUCCGUGUGGAGAGGAUGAACAAACGCCAUGUUGGUGCCAGGCUUAAGAAGGCAGCUGAGGCCGAAAAGGAAGAAAAGAAAUAGAGAACUUUUACCCUUUUAACGAGCCAUUUGAAUCGUCUUCUGUUCUCGGAGGAAUUUUGUUUUAGGUUAUCUGUUUACCGAACUUCUUUCUUGGAUACAUUAAUGUUAAGAGUUCGUAAUGUCACUUAAUUUCGUGGAAUUUAAAGAGUUUAUGCUUUAUAUCUAUCUUACACGAUUCAUAUUGUCA